Strongyloides ratti is the source of this 585-nucleotide messenger RNA. RefSeq lists its product as hypothetical. Lineage: Eukaryota; Metazoa; Nematoda; Chromadorea; Rhabditida; Strongyloididae. The record is from RefSeq and is a predicted model, not a curated record. The coding region runs from base 1 to 585 and encodes 194 amino acids. The transcript is spliced from 3 exons.
AUGGGUGUCUAUUAUUGUCUAAGUAAAGUUGAGUAUAAUGGAAUUUUAAUUGCUUUUGUUGGAUCUGUCAUCACAUGGACUAUCUCUAUUCCAUUUAUAAUUAGUAGUUUUGAAAAAUUUAGAUAUCAAAAAUAUUUUCACCUAACAUAUAUGAUUAUUGAGAUUUUUCUUGUUAUUGCUGCUGGUGUUAGAUUUACUCAAUAUUCAUGUUAUACUUCAGUAUUUAGAACUUUAGGUAUGAAAACUACAGAUCCUUUAAAUAAUAUGAAAUAUCAGUAUAUCAAGGAAGGACUUCCUAAUUGGGUAGAAUUGUAUACUUUUACAUUUAUUGGUACAAUUUUUUUAUGUAUAUGGUUAUAUUGUAUUAGGACAUCAUACAAUUUAUAUAGAAGAAUAAAUAUUAUAAGAAUGUAUGAAGACAAUAAAUUAGGAAAUAAUAAAAUUGUUAGUCAAAAAGAAACUCCAAAUUUUCAAAAUAUUAUGGGAAAUAAUAAUAAUUCUCAAAAUAUUUUUCCUAUUUCUGCACCUAUUUAUAAUCCACAAAUAACACCAUAUAUUACUAACCAACAAUUUCCUAAAACAUAA